AUGGUGAUUGCGGCCUGCAAUUCGGUCACCCACGUUGACCCGUUCCAGCGCAUGGUGUUGCGCCUCCAGGUCACGGCCCGUGCGCUCACGAGCUGGAGCGCCCGCACGGUCGGUGGCGUCCGCCUCAAGCUCGCAAUCUCGCGGGAGCUGAUCUUGAGAUUUGACAAGGCGCAAGAGGACAGGGCCCUCACCCCUGAUGAACGAUGGCUACACUCCCAACUGAAGAUAUCCUACCUUGGGCUUGUCUCCCUGGAACGUACCAUUGCUCGCCAACAGGCACGUAUUGCCUCUCUGAAGGACGGAGACACGAACAGCUCCUUCCAUCUACAGAGCACCAACCGUCGACAGAAGAACACGAUCCACACUAUCACCAUCGAUGACCGUGUGCUCUCCGACCACAAUGACAUCGCAGACGCGGCCUUCACCCACUUCAACGCCUUGCUGCGCGCCAUCGCCGACCGCAACUGCUCGAUGAACCUUCACGACCUCAUCAAGCCGGCCGAUGACCUUCUCGACCUUGAGGCGCCUUUCGGAUUUCACGGACGUAUUCCAGCAGCUCUACCACAUGCGUGGGAGGGCUUCGCCCGCCUCAACCAGGCACUGCUUACCUUGCUCCCCAAGCGCGCCGACACCGCCAGCUUCAGGGACUACAGGCCCAUAAGCCUCAUCCACCUCGUCGCCAAGGCCGCGAAACUGUUCUCGCUAUGCCGCGCCCCAAAGCUGGAUCGCCUCGUCAGCAACAACCAGAACGCGUUUAUCCCCGGGCGCAGACUUCAUGAUAAUUUCAUUCUGGUCAAGCAGUUGGCACGCCUACUCCACCAACUCAAGGCAGCAAGAGCCCUCCUCAAGCUUGACCUGGCAAAAGCUUUCGAGACUCGAUCUCUUGAUCGGCCCCCGAUCUGGCACCGCUGUGGCUUCCGGCAAGGCGACCCGCUGUCUCCGUGGCUCUUUGUCCUUGUCGUCGACGUCCUCGACCGGCUCAUCAAUCGGAUCAUCGCGGUCAAGGAAAUCCUCCAACUAUUUGGCCACGCCUCCGGACUCCACGUCAACUACACCAAGAGCACGGCUACCCUCAUUCACUGCGGCAGCGACGCGACAACCGCAGCGGUCCAGCUGCUCGGCUGCCCCAUGGCCGAGCUCCCUAUCACCUACCUGGGAAUUCCCCUCAUGGUUCGGCGACCCACUGCCGCGCAGCUGCAACCGCUCGUGAACAAGGUGCGGGGCCAGUUGCCAUCCUGGAAAGCGAGGCUCAUGAACAAGGCCGGGCGCCUCGCGACAGUGAAAUCUAUCCUCUGCGCGAUCCCCAUCCACCAACUGUUGUCCUUCGCGCCACCUAUAAAAACCAUCAAGCAGCUUGAGAAGAUAGAACGAGGGUUCUUGUGGGCUGGCCGUGAGGCAGCCAAUGGCGGCAACUGCCAUGUCAACUGGCGCCGGACAUGCUGCCCCAUCGAGCUCGGAUGCCUCGGAAUUCCUGACCUGGAGCGCACCAGGCUGGCGUUGCGCCUUCGAUGGUUAUGGCUGAGCCGCACUGACCAAACCAGGGCAUGGAGCUGCCUUGGCUUGCAGUUCUCUGCAGACGAGCGGGCACUGUUCUUCGCCUGCAUCGAGACGGUCCUGGGCAACGGCCAUACAUCCCUAUUCUGGGACGACCGGUGGAUCAAUGGCCGCUCCAUCAGCGAGAUCGCACCACAGCUCCACGCCUGCAUCCCCAAGCGCAAGAGAAAGGCAUGA
Molecule: messenger RNA, 1731 nt
Organism: Aegilops tauschii subsp. strangulata
Lineage: Eukaryota; Viridiplantae; Streptophyta; Magnoliopsida; Poales; Poaceae
Source: RefSeq, a predicted model, not a curated record